Molecule: messenger RNA, 2219 nt
Organism: Coregonus clupeaformis (lake whitefish)
Lineage: Eukaryota; Metazoa; Chordata; Actinopteri; Salmoniformes; Salmonidae
Product: carbohydrate sulfotransferase 1
Exons: 2
Coding region: 460-1737 (425 amino acids)
Biological process (GO): carbohydrate metabolic process; N-acetylglucosamine metabolic process; keratan sulfate proteoglycan metabolic process
Cellular component (GO): Golgi membrane
Molecular function (GO): N-acetylglucosamine 6-O-sulfotransferase activity; keratan sulfotransferase activity
Source: RefSeq, a predicted model, not a curated record
GUUUGGGGGUGGUCCAGACAUUCAGUCCCUGUGUAGCGUACCUCACACACAUACACGCACACUGCCUCCACGCAUCAGUUCAGAUAAACCAGAGUUCGCGACGGAUGCAGUGCACGAAGCUUCCACUUCUUUCAUUUGAAUCACAUAUUUUUUCGGUGUAGGGUGUUUCCCGACACUAUUCGGUUUUGUAAAUGGUUUCUUAAGUGUGAAUACUCAUGGAUCUAUUGCGCACGGAUCUAUUCCACUUCUUUCUCCGCUAUCCCAAUGGCAGAAGCGGGGACAAAGCCGAGGAGCGUACGGUGGAUACCGCUUUAGUAGAAACCAGACCGGUUGUCUGUGAUUGGAAAUAUCGCACGGCUGCUGCUUUUCUUUGCGAUUGAAGGCAGUCCUUAAACACAGCCGCCAAUAAGGUAUAUGACUUGGCUCUGAACCGCGACGUCUAAAUGAAGUGGCCCAGCCAUGCAAUGUUCCUGGAAGGCAGUGAUCCUGCUGGCCUUGGCCUCCAUCGCCAUCCAGUACACCGCCAUCCGGACUCUCACCUCCAAGCCCUUCCAGCUCUGCCCCGUGCCAAGCCCCCAGAACUGUGGCCUCCCGGGGAGCCCCGAGACAGAGUCCCCCAUCGAGGGGCGGGCCGGCUGCGACGACUACCCCUACUUCAGCUUCAACACCUCCCGUAAGACCCACAUCAUGGUGCUGGCUACAACGCGCAGCGGCUCCUCCUUCGUGGGCCAGCUGCUCAACCAGCAUGCCGACAUCUUCUACCUAUUCGAGCCCCUCUACCAUGUGCAGACCACGCUGAUCCCUCGGCUAUCUCACAGCCGCAACGCAGCCGACCGCAGGGUGAUGCUGGGUGCCAGCCGCGACCUCCUGCGGAGCCUCUACGGCUGCGACCUCUACUUUCUAGAGAGCUACAUUAAGCCGGUGCCGGCCAACCACACCACGGAUAAGCUGUUCCGCAGAGGGGCCAGCCGGGCGCUAUGCUCGCAGCCCGUGUGUGACGCCUUUGGCCCCUCCGACGCCAAUGUGGAGGAGGGUGACUGCGUCAAGAGGUGCGCCGCCCUCAACAUGACCCUGGCGGCCGAUGCCUGCCGCGAGAAGCGGCAUGUGGCGAUCAAGGUUGUGCGUGUGCCGGAGAUCGGGGACCUGCGGGCACUUGUGGAGGAUCCGCGGCUGAACAUCAAGGUUAUCCAGUUGGUGCGCGACCCUCGCGGGAUCCUGUCGUCGCGGAUCGAGACUUUCCGGGACACCUACCGUCUGUGGAGGAUCUGGAGGGCCACAGGGCGGAGGCCAUACAACCUGGACCUCAGCCAGCUGACAAUGGUUUGUGAGGACUUCCUCAGCUCUGUGUCCACAGGGCUCAGCCACCCCCACUGGCUCAAAGGGAAGUACAUGCUGGUGCGUUACGAGGAUCUGUCCAGGAACCCUCUGCUGAAGACCAUGGAAAUAUAUGACUUCCUGGGUCUGCCGAUGGACAAGAGCGUGGAGGAGUGGAUACAGGCCAACACUAGGGGCAGCACCGAGCUGUCGGCCAAACACAAGUAUGGUACGGUGAGAGACUCAGCGGCCAACGCCGAGAGCUGGCGCUUGAAACUGUCCUAUGACAUGGUGGAGUACACGCAGGCGACAUGCCAGAAGGUUCUACACCAACUGGGCUAUAAGGCAGUGAAGUCAGCAGAGGAACUGAAAAACAUGUCGCUCUCACUCGUGCAGGACAAAACUUUUGUACCUUUUUCAUAACAAAGAUAGUUCCCGGAUGACUAUUUUUGAUAUAUUUAUAAAUGUUGCCUUAUAAUUUUCAUGGGUUAUGUUUGUGUUUUUGUCUUUGAUUUCAAAUUUGCACUACAACUAAAUAAUUUUUAAAGUCAUCUGAGGGUGGGAGCUCCCUUGUUGAUUUAGGAACAGCACAAAAAUGUUUGAUUUAAAGAAAAAAAACUUGAGUAAAACACACCAGUUUACAAAUGUAAAUUCAACUCAGAAGGAUUUCAUAGUGAAGACCAUUGACUUUUACUUUCAGCCAUCUUAACUAAAUACAAGGUACCGUCCUCGUAGAUUUCCUGUAUGCCAGCUGUUGCAUCAACACCAAGUGAAUGUUGCCAUUCCAUCUAGGGGUGACUGAGUCCCCCGUAGCUGGCGGAAAACUGACUUUUAUAGGACUUGUGAUGACAACAUUGGACUGUACAAGACCAACUGCGCAAUAAAUAGUGAAUGUUGCAGUCAAA